Messenger RNA from Hypanus sabinus (Atlantic stingray), 6871 nucleotides. RefSeq names its product E3 ubiquitin-protein ligase RNF38. Bases 878 to 2758 code for a protein of 626 amino acids. The transcript is spliced from 12 exons. The record is from RefSeq and is a predicted model, not a curated record. Lineage: Eukaryota; Metazoa; Chordata; Chondrichthyes; Myliobatiformes; Dasyatidae.
UGCUGAAGUGGAGUCGGGACUGUUCGGACUUGAAAUAGUUCCAGGCGUGAAUUUGAGGUGGAAAUGUAAUUUAAAUGAGGCGAAGGGUUGACUUGUGCUCGGAGUGGAUUUGAUCCUGAUUUGGGGUGGCAUGUAGUGGGGGGCUUGCUGUGUUGCUGGCGGAGAGCUGACUGCUGAAAGUCGGUGACUCGCAAUCAUUAAUUCAUUCCUCUCCUCCCUUUCCUCUGGCGAGGAACGCAACCCAUGAGAGCGGGUUGAGUCAGCAGCACAUGAGGCCGCUGUAAAUAACCCGGCCCCCGGCACAAGGCACCCAGACUGGGAGAGAAGUCCGGGGGCCACGGACGGGAAGGAGGAGGCGACGCGGACAAAAAAAACACCCAACACCCUCCAGAAUCAAAAAAUUAACUAACAGGAAGGAGAAAAAUAUCAGAUUAGAGAAACUUGUGGCGUCUGGUUGCAGCCGCCGAGCCGACUGAAAGCGGAAAACGAAGUCAAACGCCGGAGCAAAGCGGAUGGUAACAGACUGGACCGUGGCCAAGCCCGAGCCUGAAGCCGGAGCCGGUCCGGGGCCGAACGCAAAGCCCAGCUCGAAGUAGGGAUCCGCUGCGGAAGCGCAGCGGGGCCUCGCUCGCUCGGCGCAGGGCAGCGAGGGGUGGGGAGCGGGCUCUCGGCCUCCCUCCCUCCGGUUAUUGUUCCCGUCGCCGCCGUUUCUCACAAAGUUUGGCAACAGCGUUCCCACCGACUCCGGGCUGCCCGUCGUCCGCGGCCUCCUGCUUCUCGCCCCGGCCGCCGCCUGCGGGCCCUUGGCCGCUUCCCUGCCCCCACUUUCCGCGGCCCUUCCUGCGCCUCCUCCCGCUGCUCUCCCCGAGGGCACCAGAUGCCGAUCGCCUCGCCUUCGCACUCGGCUCAGGAGCCCUGUCUCUACCCGCGGCUUCGGGCCGGGCCGUCACCGCCCAAAGACAGCGGUGACCGCAGCCACGACCAAGGGGCACCGGUCGAGCAGCCACGGCCCCCGAGUAAUCCGGACCCGAGCGGGGGCCCGGCAUCCGAGGUGUUGGUGCGGCAGGAGCCGUGGGAGCGGGGCGCGGGCAGGUUCUCCACCACCGCCCCGCACCAUUUGCUGGAAGCUCCUCGGACGCGGUCCAGAUCCAGGUCGGGACUCGGCGGCAGCAGCACAAAUCCGCCUUACUGCAGCCAACCGAGGGCAGGCGGCCUCCAGCCGCAGGCUGGCUGCCAGAGCCACGGUGACAACCCAGCCAUGGGGCAUGGAGCCGCGGGCAUGGCGGCAGGAGCGACUAGACCGGCAGGUGGCAUGGAUCCUUCCUUUCAGUAUCACCCAAGUCCUCAUGACCUACCUUUCAUUGAAGAUAGUGAUAAGAGUGAAGAAAGCCCAAGUCCCAAACGUCAGCGCCUCUCUCAUUCGUUCUUUGAAUACGCACCAGUAUCUCCUGCCCCAUCGCCACCAAUGCGACCAUGGGAGAUGACUUCAAAUAGACGACCUCCCUCAGCUCGACCAAAUCAACAUCACUUCUCAGGGGAAAGAUGCAAUACACCUUCACGUAGUAGGAGGAGUCCUCCAGUUAGACGCCAACGAGGGAGACGUGAAAGACUAACUAGAAAUAGUUCUCUGAGCCAAGAUGAAAACUACCACCAUCAUCCUUAUGGACAACAGCCAACUGUGGAGGAACCCAGGGCAUUUCAUCCUCCAAACGUCUCUCCACGCAUGCUUCACCCUGCCGCACACCCUCCACAGCAGAAUGCGGUGGUGGUUGAUAUCCAUGAACAGAUUCAUCAAGGCACUGUUCCUGUCUCGUAUACUGUCACUACUGUAGCGCCACAUGGUAUUCCACUUUGCACAGGGCAGCACAUCCCAGCGUGUAACACACAAGUUCCGGGGUGUUCAGUUGUAUUUAGUGGACAGCAUUAUCCUGUGUGCAGUGUACCUCCUCCGAUGCUUCAGGCAUGUUCUGUACAACAUCUGCCAGUUUCGUAUGCUGCAUUUCCUCCUCUUAUCUCAAGUGAUCCCUUUAUAUUGCACCCUCCACAUCUGUCACCUCAUCAUCACCCUCAUGUACCACCUCCGGGUCAGUUUGUUCCUUUUCAAGCACAACAAUCACGGUCGCCUUUGCAAAGGAUAGAGAAUGAAGUGGAAUUACUGGGUGAACAUCUUCCUGUUAGUGGUUUCACUUAUCCUCCAUCACCACACCCACCUACCUUGCCUCCAUCUGCACCGCUCCAGUUCCUGCCACAUGAUCCACUUCACCAAGAGCUGCCCUUUGGAGUUCCGUAUCCUCAUUUCAUGCCUCGAAGACUGCCAGGACGCAGAUAUCGCUCACAGCAACCCUUACCACCUCCACCUUAUCAUCCCAGCUUCUUGCCAUAUUUCCUGUCAAUGCUUCCAGUGCCACCCACGGUGGGACCAGCUUUUAGUUUGGAAUUGGAUGUGGAGGAUGGUGAGGUGGAAAAUUAUGAGGCACUCCUUAACCUGGCAGAAAGACUGGGAGAAGCAAAACCACGGGGACUUUCAAAAGCAGACAUUGAACAACUUCCAUCAUAUAGAUUUAAUCCUAACAACCACCAGUCAGAGCAAACAUUAUGUGUUGUGUGCAUGUGUGAUUUUGAGUCAAGGCAACUACUUAGAGUCUUACCCUGCAACCAUGAGUUUCAUGCCAAGUGUGUCGAUAAAUGGUUGAAGGCAAAUCGUACAUGUCCAAUUUGUCGAGCUGAUGCAUCAGAAGUUCACCGUGAUUCGGAAUGAGACCAGCUUAGUAGCACAAAUUUGGGUUUUCCCUCUUGCAUAUGAAUGAACUAUCCAUUGAACAUGCCUAUUGUGGCUUCCAGCCUUCCCUUUACAUUAAGGGUCAUGAUGUGAUGCAGUUAUUUGACCUCCCUUUGCACUGUGUGAUUUAAUGAUUUAUAAAGCUUAUAUAGUCUUCACAUUGAACAAUUAUGGGAUUGUUAUACUAACAGUGUGAUUGGAACUCCAAAGAAUUUUUUUCUGCUUAAUUUGUGUGUGCACUAACAUUCCCUGUUUUUUUUGUGUGAUCAUUCCGGGUAUUGCUGCAGGAUUACAGUGGAUGUGAUCUUUUAGCAUGUGUGCUUUUAUAUAUUUAUACACACACAUGUAUAUGUGUGUGUAUUAUAUAUAUUAUAUAUAUAAAAAUAUAUAUAAAGGUAGUUCAACAAUUUUAGCAGUCUACCUUAUAGAGCCUUCAGGUACUGUGAGUGAGAGUGAUUGUAGGUGUGCAAGUAUUCUAGCCACAUGUACUUUGUCAAGAUGAACUUAAGUACUGGCAUGAUGUGAGUUGUAUGUGUGUAGUCUUAAUUAUGCUGAAAUAUAUAGUUGUUAUUUAUACAGUACUAGUACUGUACACUGGUUUGUUUCUUUCUGUUUGCAGUUGCACACUGUAAGUUAAGGGUGCAGCAAUUAUGAAAAUUUUAUCAGCCAGUUGCCCCUCAGUAUUGCAUAAUGGCAUAUUAAAAGAGCAUAUGAUAAAACACCCACAUCUAAAUGAAUAGCAAAAGAAGAUUUUGAUCUGUAAUAUGGUAUACAGUAUUGUAACCCAGACUACCAAAGUAGUAGAUGAGUGAAAUACUUUGCUGACCUGUGAUGUACAGUACAAUGAAUGUAAAUUGUGUAAGCAGAACGAUAGAGGGGUGUGGAAGCUGGGUGUUGUACAGUAUAAUAUGUUUCUGAAAAUAUUGGCCAGUCUAAUAAUAUGGGCCAUGCAUUGUGCAAAAUACUCCUAUAAAGCACCUUAAGACCUAACCUAGUUUUUUUUUCCCAGUUAUUUUGCUACCUUAAAUAAAAAGAAAAUAAAUUUCUCCACUUUCUGAUCGUAAUGAAUAUUUCCAUGUUGCAACCUGCUGCCUUUGGCUCCAACUUUCCACAGUAAUAUCAAAUAAAAUGUACUCCAUCUGAAGUAUUUUGGUUAUUUCUCUAGUCACUCCUCUAAAAUAAUUUUCUGUCAGGUUAAGCAGUUACUUUCCAGUAUCUACAAAUUAACGUCAGUAAAAUUAUUUAUAUGUAAGAGCCCAAGUCACAGAGCUUGGGACUUUCAUUUAAAAUUAGUAGGAAAGCGCUGAGCAGUUGUUAGGUCUAUAUGGUAACAAAUAUAAUCAACAGUUGAAGUAUUCAAAACAAUUUUUAGCAAAUUUUUUAAAACAAUAUUGCAGAAUUACUAUUUUUAUAGUAUUAAAUAGCUGCUGAAUAAUAACGUUUGGAGAAAUACUAAAGCAGACUUGGGUCGAAGAAAUUUUAUUUUUCUUUGAUCCUUCAAUAUUGUAAUGGACUCGGUCAUUUAAAUCUUUAUUGACUAUUCUUGUAGAUUUUUAACAUUUUUGCUAAUAAAAAUUGACUUAAUAUUUGAUUGAAACAAAGAUUGUAAUCAGUUGCUUUGGAAACUUUCAUUAUAGGAUGCAACUUGUGAUUUAUUGUAAUUAUUUAAUGGUCAAAUGUACACCAGACAAUUUAUGUUUUAGAUGAAUUGUUGGGAUGAAUUGAGAGUCUGGUGUUGCCACAGACCAGACCUGGCCUAUAAAUGUUUGUUACUUAUAAUGGGCACAGAAUAGGAACACAUUUUCAUUUCCUACCUGGUUAUUUUUUCCGGUCUUAAAAAAAAACUGAAACCAAUAUUUAUUUCUGGAUUUUGACAUUACAUGUAGUCAUAACUAAAUGCAGAUUUAUGGAUUUUGUGCAAGUACCUGAGUUCUUUUCUCCAAGCCUUUAUGGUGGAGUAUUAGUGUAAGAUAUACAAACAAAAUAUAAUCAAGUUACAAAUGCAUACCAGAUCCUAGCAACUGUUAUUACUUUUUCACAGAUUUGUUAAUGAUCUUGAUUUGAAGGUUGUUUCCUAAAGUUUAUCCAGUACUUCUAAACGGCCCAGACUUGGAAGCUUACAGAUGCUAUCAUUAUUACUAUUCAGUUACAUCUGUACAACAAAUACUUUUUUCAUCAUGACUUCCUCAUCAUGCCAAAUGCAAUGUGUAAUUCUUCAGUGGAAGCAAGAUGAGAAAAAGCAUAGCCAAAGAUUGUAAAUAUUGCAUGAAGAAUUUGUAAAUUAUAAUCAAGGUGAAUUAAAUUUCUGAAUAUUUAAAGUGUUCUGGACAAGUUUUUCUCCUUUAAAUUAUUUAAGGAUCAUGGAAGAGAAAUUGUGGAUAUGGGCCUUUUAGGAAUACUGGAUUUAAUAUUAUUCAGCCUACAAAGUAUUUGUGUAGUGAUAUUAACAUGCACAAUUUUAAAGCCAUAGCAUUUAGAUUGGAAACAUUUAAAACUUCAUGGCAUAAAUAGUUUUCAUUAGAACACUUAAAGAACAGAGUAACUUCUGUUCUUUCAAAAUGUAACUUCUACAUUUCUGAUUGAAAGAUCUUGAAUAGACCUUUAAAACAAAAUUGAAGUUUAGUUGAGAUUUUGGUUAGUGAUAGUGUACAUUCAUUACAGUAGUACCAAAUGUUCCAUGGCAUUAUACUAAAGGGCAUUUUUAGUGCCAUGCACCAGAAUGUACACAGACACUAUGUGACACUUUUUCCUUAGUAAGAUUACUAGUUCCUAAAAUUAUUUGUACCAGCUUCAAAUCAGGUUUAGUGCAUAUAAUGACCAGUAACUAUAAUGCUGAAACAGUUGCAGAUGCUGAACACAGCAUUAUUUGAAUGACAAUAUUUAGGUUAAUUACUGAUGUGCCAUCAUAAUUAAUUAAAACAAUCAUAUGUCAGAGUUAAUGAGAUAGGAUCAGAAUUUUUUUAUUUGGAGGGAAUAGCUUUCAUUUAAUUUGCAUAUGGAAAUUGGAGUUGGAAAGGAAGCAAAGUAACAGUUAGGUCUGGUUAUUGGCAAAGUUAAUUGUUGCACUCUUAAUACUUAACCACUUUUUAAAUGUUUCUUAUGUUUGCAUGGAGACUGUAGGGCAGAUGUGUGCAGACUUUGCUUUCUGUGGUCAGUGUGUUUAAGUACAUGUGCAUGUGAUUCAAACAAACUCAUACUGGCCGUAGCUGCUUCUGCCCAGCUGGGGUUGGUGUGGGUGGGAAUGGGGAUUCAUGCUGAGCUAUUACUGCCAUGAACCGUAAUGCGCAUUUAUGUAUUCAAUGCCACAGUCUGUAUGAUGUAAGAGAAGCAACAACUUGCAGUAGGAUUUGUUGUGUUGGUUAACCCCACAAGUAUUUAGUUUAUCAAUGUGUCUAGCUCAUCAUUUUAUGUUUUGCAUGAGUUUUUGGUGAACAGUUUAAAACUUAAGUUAAUUGUAAACAAAUCCCAAAGACCUAGUGAUAUCCCAGGUUUUGGUUAUUAUAUCAAAAAACCAACAGUGUAAAACUAGACUGUUAAAAUUCAGAAGGUUUGCCAUACUGAUCCUUUUUUUUUAAAAAAAAUACAAGUAUAUUCUAAAUUCAGCAAUAUUCAGUGCAAUGUCUUAAAGUGUCAUGUUGGAAUUGGGGUUUCAACAGCAGCCUGAAUUUCAAGGGGAAGCUAAACCUGAAGCACACACAAUCUGGGUCAUCCUUAGGUCUUAAUAGACAUUUUCUGAGUGGGAUCUUUCUUUGGUACAUAUACAGUUACCUCAUUUGCCACUAUAUAUUUAAAAGUUGCUGGUGAAUCAGUAAAAACAAAUUAAUUUUGUUGGAAACAUUUGAGCAUUUCAUUAAAUAAUUCAUAUAUUCUAUCAUUUAACAUGACAAGUAGUUUUCAGCAUUGUAUUAUAAAUCUAUCUGUAACCAAAUCAUUUGAAAGCUUGAUAAAUUUUUAACAAAAUUUGUACAUUUUUUAUGGAAGUUACUAGUAAUGCUUUACUAAGUAGUGCAAUGAAUUUUUAUUUUUAAUCCCUGUGCCCAAUUUUGAAGUUGAGAGGGUUGUUGAUUUAAUAAAUGUAUGAUGUAUACUUGC